AUGAAGAAGACUAUCUCAUCUUGGCUCAAUGUUGCUCAAGCUUCGAAGGAAAGACGUUCAAGUGGUAAAAUCUCUUCUCCUAUCCCUAUUCUUGAAUUUGACCCGAUUACUGAUAGCUCUAGAGUAAAAGAUAGAGUUAAGAUUAAUCUUGAAGAUAUAGAGGAGGAGGUAUCAUACUGGAACUCUGCUCUGGUUUGUUACGUUUUAGGUGCGAAUCCCCCAAUUAAAGUCAUGGAAGGGUUCUUUCAUAGAAUAUGGAGAGAUUCGGGAGUGGAUAAGGUUUCUUUACUUGCCCAUGGAGUUUUUGUUGUUAGAUUUCACACUAUUGAAGACAGGGACAAGGUGAUUAAGGGGGGUUAUGUGUUCUUUGACAAAAAGCCUCUCAUUAUGAAACCUUGGAAUUCAAAGGAAAAUUUUUGCAGAGAGACUCUUAGUGUUUUACCAGUUUGGAUUCAACUUUCAAAUCUGGAUAUGAAGUAUUGGAGAGUUAUGAGGAAGAUUUUGAAUCCAAUUGGAAAUAUGGUGAAGCAAGAUUUGGCAACAAGAAACAGGGAACGACUUGAAUAUGCUAGAGUUUUAAUUGAAGUUUCUAUAAGCCAAGAGUUGCCUGAGCAAGUCAUCUUUGAUAAUGAAUAUGGGGAUCCUGUGGCUGUAGGAAUCUAUUAUGAAUGGAGGCCUAUAAUUUGUCAAAAUUGUAAGAAAAUGGGGCAUACCACAGACAAGUUGAGGAAGAGUAAUAAGCCAGAGCAAAAGUGGCUACCUAAAGAACAGGAAGCAGGGAAGCCAGGGGAAGAUUGUGUGAAUGAGAAGGGUAUCAAGCAUACGAAUGUUAAUGACAGAGGAGUGAUUGGUGCUAAAAAGAACUCACAAGGAGUUUGGGUUGCUAGGAAGAAAAGUGAGCAGAUUGAGAGACCUGAACCGAGUGGAGUUGCUUUGAAAAAUGGUUUUCAAAUGUUGGAUAGUGGUUUGGAAAUGGCUGAAGAAAUUCAAAUUGGGCAAAUUCUUUGCGAUUUGGGACAAUCAAUUGUGGGAGGAGGAGAUCCUCCCAUAAUUGAUGGAUAA
This is a messenger RNA of Humulus lupulus (European hop), 1062 nucleotides long. RefSeq lists its product as uncharacterized. Lineage: Eukaryota; Viridiplantae; Streptophyta; Magnoliopsida; Rosales; Cannabaceae. The transcript has a single exon. The record is from RefSeq and is a predicted model, not a curated record. Bases 1 to 1062 code for a protein of 353 amino acids.